UAGGGGGCGCGCAUCGGGCGUACCUCGGCUGGCUCGGCUACUUGUGGGGCCUCUGUGGCCCUGUGUGGCUGGAAGGAAAAUGGAGCAAGAGCCGCAGCCUCGGAGGUAGCCCUGACUCCCCUGACUGAGGUCCUGCCGCUUUCGCCGCCAGGGGCCUCCUUCUCUGGACCUGGUGCGAGGGAGCGCCCCGGGGGCCUGGGCCCCGCGAGUGAAAUGGUCGCUGAGGCCCAGAGCGUCGGGCUUCUGCGCGCCCAGUGAAGGGAACUUGGGAGUCUCGAGGGUCUCCGCCACCCCCCUACUCCAGGCGCGGACAACGCCGCUUGGUGAAGAGCAGGCAAAUGUGCAAUACCAACAUGUCUGUGUCUACUGAUGGUGCUGUAAGCACCUCACAGAUUCCAGCUUCGGAACAAGAGACCCUGGUUAGACCAAAGCCUUUGCUUUUGAAGUUGUUAAAGUCUGUUGGUGCACAAAAAGACACUUAUACUAUGAAAGAGGUUAUAUUUUAUCUUGGCCAGUAUAUUAUGACUAAACGAUUAUAUGAUGAGAAGCAACAGCAUAUUGUGUAUUGUUCCAAUGAUCUUCUAGGGGAUUUGUUUGGAGUGCCAAGCUUCUCUGUGAAAGAGCACAGGAAAAUAUAUACAAUGAUCUACAGAAACUUGGUAGUAGUCAAUCAGCAUGAAUCAUCAGAUUCAGGCACAUCUGUGAGUGAAAAUAGGUGUCACCUUGAAGGUGGGAGUGAUCAAAAGGACCCUGUGCAAGAGUUGCAGGAAGAGAAACCUUCAUCUUCAGAUUUGGUUUCUAGACCAUCUACCUCAUCUAGAAGGAGAACAAUUAGUGAGACAGAAGAACAUUCAGAUGAAUUACCUGGAGAACGGCAGAGAAAGCGCCACAAGUCUGAUAGUAUUUCCCUUUCCUUUGAUGAAAGCCUUGCUCUGUGUGUAAUAAGGGAGAUAUGUUGUGAAAGAAGCAGUAGCAGUGAAUCAACAGGGACGCCAUCAAAUCCGGAUCUUGAUGCUGGUGUAAGUGAACAAUCAGGUGAUUGGCUGGAUCAGGAUUCGGUUUCAGAUCAAUUCAGUGUAGAAUUUGAAGUUGAGUCUCUCGAUUCAGAAGAUUAUAGUCUUAGUGAAGAAGGACAAGAACUCUCAGAUGACGAUGAUGAGGUAUAUCGAGUAACUGUGUAUCAGGCAGAGGAGAGUGAUACAGAUUCAUUUGAAGAAGAUCCUGAAAUUUCCUUAGCUGACUAUUGGAAGUGUACUUCGUGCAGCGAAAUGAAUCCUCCUCUUCCACCUCAUUGCAACAGAUGUUGGGCCCUUCGUGAGAACUGGCUUCCUGAAGAUAAAGGGAAAAUGCCUGAGAAAGCCAAACUAGAAAACUCAACGCAAGUAGAAGAGGGCUUUGAUGUCCCUGAUUGUAAAAAAUCUUCAGUGAGUGAUUCCAGAGAACCGUGUGCUGAGGAAAAUGAUGAUAAAAUCACACAAGCCUCCCAAUCCCAAGAAAGUGAGGACUUUUCUCAGCCAUCAACUUCUAAUAGCAUCAUUUAUAGCAGCCAAGAAGAUGUCAAAGAGUUUGAGAGGGAAGAAACACAAGACAAAGAAGAAAUUGUGGAGUCUAGUUUUCCCCUUAAUGCCAUUGAACCUUGUGUGAUUUGCCAAGGUCGACCUAAAAACGGUUGCAUUGUUCAUGGCAAAACAGGACAUCUUAUGGCAUGCUUUACAUGUGCAAAGAAGCUAAAGAAAAGGAAUAAGCCCUGUCCAGUAUGUAGACAACCAAUUCAAAUGAUUGUGCUAACUUAUUUCCCUUAAUGGACAUGUCUAUAAAAGUAGAGCCUUCUAUUUCUAACUAUAUAACCCUAAAAAUUUAGACAACAUAAAAUUAUUUUUUUACACAUAACCAAUGGAAGAAAUUAUCUGUACAUGUAGAUUUCUUCUCCGUAGUGUAAUUUACCUACUUUGGGAGGGACAGUAGUAAGUACUUCUUUUAGAAAAAUUUCACUUUUGUUUAUAUUUGGGUUUUAAUGUAAUUAAAAUUGGACAUAUAGCUCAUCCUUAACCCUUACUCUUCACUCCCUUAAAAUUUAGAGAAGUACCUGAUUUUAAAAAAUACGACAUUUGAAUAUAAGUUAUGUACAUUCAGGUUAUGGUAUGCAGUGAUUAUGCUACUUACAAAACAUUCAAAUCUGCAGAUAGUUUCAUUCACUAUGCUUUGCAUUAAAUUGUCUAAAUUUUUAGGUUUAGUAUACAUAUUUAUUGAUUUACAAAUAAAAAUAUUAAAUGAUUAAGAA
Mustela lutreola (European mink) is the source of this 2281-nucleotide messenger RNA. RefSeq names its product MDM2 proto-oncogene (gene MDM2). The transcript has 11 exons. Gene Ontology annotation, cellular component: nucleus. The coding region runs from base 339 to 1802 and encodes 487 amino acids. Gene Ontology annotation, biological process: regulation of cell cycle; negative regulation of apoptotic process. The record is from RefSeq and is a predicted model, not a curated record. Gene Ontology annotation, molecular function: identical protein binding; ubiquitin protein ligase activity. Lineage: Eukaryota; Metazoa; Chordata; Mammalia; Carnivora; Mustelidae.